This is a messenger RNA of Closterium sp. Yama58-4, 5859 nucleotides long. NCBI's taxonomy places the organism in Eukaryota, Viridiplantae, Streptophyta, Zygnematophyceae, Desmidiales, Closteriaceae. The record is from the annotation of a GenBank genome assembly.
AUGGCUAGUCCUCCUGUUCUAGCUUUCGACGCCGAGGGCCGUCCGGUCAAAUUCGAAACCUGGCUAGAUGACCUGCACCUUUUCCUACAGCUCACUGCCAAGGAAGAUAUUACACUGUACGACCACGCUCUCGGCCAUGCGACCGCCCCACCCGCUACUGCCCCCCCAGCUGAGCGCUCACAGUGGCAGACCCGUGACGCGCACGCUCGCUUUGCUAUUCGCAACUCCCUGCCGCUAGAUGAGCGCGAGCACUUCGGCCAGUGCAAGACUGCUAAGGACCUCUACACAGCUGUAGUGGCCCGCUACUCCUCACCCGCUUCUGCCACUCUAGGCCGCCUCACUCUCCCCUACCUGUUCCCCGACCUAGCCUCCUUUCACACUGUCGCAGACCUCAUCACCCACCUUAAGACUAGUGAGGCUCGCUUUCGCGCUGCCAUGCCUGACGAGUUCCUCGCUAGCAACCCCCCCCCGCUCUGGAUCACUCUCUACCACGUUGUCACCCGCCUCCCUGACUCUCUGCGCCCUGUCAGGGACCAGUUCCUCUCUCGCUCCCCCACUGAGCUCACCGUAGACCUCCUCGAGAAGGAACUGCUUGCAGCCGAGGCUAGUAUCGUCGCUGUAGGCACCUCUCGUGGCGACCCCCGCGGCCCCUUCUUUGAGGGGUGCUCCCCUUCCCCCCUCCUCCCCUCUGUCGCCUCUGCUGCUGCUGUCGACCUCCUUGGUGCUGAGAAGGUCGGGGCUGCGUCUGCUUCAGGCGGACGACGCAGGGGCAGGAGUGGCAGGAGUGGGGGUGGUGGCGGAGGAGGCGGAGGUGGAGGUGGUGGCGGUGGAGGUGCGACUGGAGAGGCUAGUGGCGGCAGUGGUGGAGGUGACAGCGGCGUUGGGAGUGGUGACAGGGGCGGAGGUGGCAGCGGAGGCGGAGGUGGUCGUGGCAGCGGCAGGGGUGGAGGUGGCCGGGGCGGAGGCGGAGGGGGUGGUGGUCGUGGAGGCCCGGGGGGCGGUCAGAGUCAGCAGCCUGCCCCGACCCUUCAGGCCGCUCGUGAGUGGUAUGCGCGGCGCAGCGUCACCUGCCAGUAUGUUAUUCGUACAGGUGACCGCACUGGCCAGACGUGUGGGGGGCCGCACCAGACGGAGCGCUGCUUCGCCCGCCUCAACGAUGCGUGGCGCACCCAGUUUCCUGGUGGGGGUGAGCUGCCGCGCUGGGCUGAGCUGCUCAGGAAGGGUGUUGAUAUUUGGGCACUAGACUUUGAUGCUAUUCUCACUGCCAUGUAUGCGAUGUCUAUUAGUGGAGAGGGUGCUCAGUACUUGCGUGUUCCGCCCGACCCGGGCAUUCAGGCCAGCCCCGCUGCUGCUCUAGGUGCUAGUGUGUCUGCUUCCACAGGUACUACUGCAGCUGCUGCUCUAGGUGCUUGUGCGUCUGUGCCCCCUGGUACUGAGUCGACUGCAGCACUGCACACCUUCACACUGGACUCAGGUGCUUCUCGCUCUUUCUUUCGUGACCGCACUGUCCUUGAGCCUCUAGCUCGGCCGGUUGCUGUCUCUCUUGCUGACCCCUCUGGGGGUCCGGUCCUUGCGACCUCCUCCACCACCCUUCCGUGUCCAGCGGUUCCGUCCGGCACGCUCUCAGGUCUCUACCUCCCCUCGUUCUCCACGAACUUGGUGGCAGGUAGUGCGCUCCAGGACGGGGGUGUUCACCAGUUCACCCCUGCCUACGAGCGUGUGACUCACUGCACGUGUGCUCGGACGGGCCGCCAUCUAGCUACUUUCACUCGAGAGCCGGGGUCUGACCUGUACACACUGACCACUGAGUCCCCUCAGGUAGCUGCGUCUGCGUCAGCGUCAGGUCAGCUGUCCGCCCCCUGCUCGUGUCGCUCUCUGGCGAACGACACCGUCCUCUGGCACCACCGCCUUGGUCACCCGUCUGUGCAGCGCCUGCGGGCCAUGCACAAACGGGACCUUGUUGCUGGUCUUCCCAGGGUGCUCCCUCCCCUUCCUGACUCCCCUGCUCCUGACUGCAUUCCCUGUGUCGAGGGGCGGCAGCGCGCCGCUCCUCACUCCUCCUCCUUUCCCCCGACGACAGCUCCCCUGCAGACGCUCCACAUGGACGUGUGGGGCCCAGCCCGCGUCCGUGGUCAGGGUCAGGAGAGAUACUUCCUGAUAGUUGUUGACGACUACUCGCGCUACACCACGGUCUUCCCCUUGCGCGCCAAGGGUGACGUCCCUGGUGUUUUGAUCCCCUGGAUCAGCCGAGCCCGUCUCCAGCUAGGCGAGCGCUUUCACUCGGACUUUCCUGUCCUGCGCUUGCACUCUGACAGAGGUGGUGAGUUUGCCUCCGACCUCUUGGCAGCCUACUGUGCUGAGCACGGCAUUGAGCAGUCGUACACGCUUCCGGCCUCUCCACAGCAGAAUGGGGUCGCUGAGCGCCGCAUUGGCUUGGUCAUGGAGGUCGCUCGUACCUCCCUGACCCAUGCGGCUGCUCCCCACUUUCUGUGGCCGUUUGCGGUCCGGUACGCAGCGCAUCAGCUCAACCUCUGGCCCCGUGUCUCCUUGCCGGAGACUUCCCCGACUCUACGGUGGACGGGAGAGGUUGGCGAUGCGUCGCGUUUCCGGGUCUGGGGAUCUCGAGCUUUUGUCCGCGAUACGUCCGCGGACAAGCUCUCGCGUCGCGCUGUUCCCUGUGUCUUUCUUGGCUUUGUUCCCGACGCGCCUGGAUGGCAGUUUUACCACGUCACCUCGCGCCGGGUUCUGGCCUCUCAGGACGUCACUUUUGACGAGUCCGUCCCCUUCUACCGCCUCUUCCCCUACCGCACUGCCCCGCUCCCCCCCCCGCCUCUCUUCCUCGCUCCAGGUGCUGAGGUACCAGACCCCCUCCCCCCUCAGGGUGCCGCUCCCUCAGGUGUGUCCCAGGUAGACCCGGGUGAGCCUGUCGAGGUAGCUGUUGACUCGCGUCCUGCGUCUGGGGGUGCUGAGCCUGGGAGUGCUGCGUCUGAGGGUGCGGAGCCUGGGGGUGCUGAGCCUGGAGGUGCGGAGCCUGGAGGUACGGAGCCUGGAGGUGCGGAGCCUGGAGGUACUGAGCCUGGGGGUGCUGAGCCUGGACGUGCUGAGACUGGGGGUGCUGAGUCUGGGGGUGCUGAGCCUGAGCGUGCUCCACCUGGAGGAGCCCUCUCCUCCCAGCAGCUGCAGGAGAGGUACCUCGAGUACUGCCGCCUCCGGAGAGGUGCUUCUGGAGCUCGUCCCGGUACUUCCCCUCCUACCCAGGAGCUCCCCCCCAUUCAGGUGAUCCGCGAGUGGUACACGCGGCGCUGCAGUCUUCGUAGUGGUGCUCCUGGUGCUGCGGACCCGAGCGGUGGUGCUGUUGCUGGUGCUGAGGACCCGGACGCUGGAGCUGCUGCUGGUGCUGAGGACCCGGGGGCUGGAGCUGCUGCUGGUGCUGAGGACCCGGGCGUUGGAGCUGCUGCUGGUGCUGAGGACCCGACCGGUGGCGCUGCUGCUGGUGCUGAGGACCUGACCAGUGGCCCUGCUGCUGGUGCUGAGGACCCGGGCGUUGGAGCUGCUGCUGGUGCUGAGGACCCGACCGGUGGCGCUGCUGCUGGUGCUGAGGACUCGGGCGUUGGAGCUCCUACUGGUGCUGAGGACCCGGGCGUUGGAGCUGCUGCUGGUGCUGAGGACUCGGGCGUUGGGGCUGCCACUGGUGUCCCUGCUGCUUCUGGAGACGCUGCGCGGCCGCGACCGUACUUCGUACCGCUCCUUCAGCAGGUUCUUGGUCAGGCUCCUCCUCCUAGUCCUCCUCCGUCAGUCGAGUGUCCUCUGCCUGUCCAGCCGCAGUCACAGUUACCGCCUGCCUCGCCUCUCCCUGCUCCCUCCCCUUACGCUGGUCCCACAGGAGGUCUUACAGAGCGUCGUGAGCCUGAGUCUCGUCCUGCGUCGCCUGUUCGUACUGCUCGCACUGGUCGUCGUGUCCCACGUGAGCGUCCUCCUCCUGUCCCUGGCACUCACUACAUGACUCUGCGUCCCUCCACUGCUCCGCAGCGUGUCCCGCUGCCGUCUCCUCCUGCGUCCUCUCUUCCUACUCUUCCUGACCCGGAGUCUGACUCCCGUCGUGCUGCCAGUCCCACUGUUACGCGUCUCCUCGCUACAGUUGUCACUGACCCGACCUUUGAGUCCUCUGCUGCGUCUGCUCUGGUCGCUGAGUUGGUUGACUUUGCUGCUCGCUGUCGCCUAGACUACGCUGCCAGCCUUGUCGCUAGACAGGAGGAGUUCCACUGCCUUGCUGCUGCUUUGCCCCGUCUCGUGUCCUUGCUAGUUGCCCCUGAGGGAGACCCGGAUGCACCAGACAUCCCGACCCCACGCUCUUACGCUGAGGCGAUGGCGGGUCCCUACUCCUCUCAGUGGCAGACAGCCAUGGACGCAGAGAUGGCCUCCUGGAAGUCCACAGGCACCUACGUAGACGAGGUUCCCCCUCCUGGGGCGAACAUCGUCAGUGGCAUGUGGAUUUUCAGGGUGAAGCGGCCGCCGGGUUCUCCACCUGUCUUCAAGGCGCGCUACGUGGCUCGAGGCUUCAGUCAGCGAGAGGGAGUAGACUUCUUUCAGACCUUCUCCCCCACCCCGAAGAUGACUACUCUUCGGGUGCUGCUGCACAUAGCCGCUCACCGCGACUACGAGCUUCACUCUCUUGACUUCAGCACUGCUUUCUUGCAGGGCAGCCUGCACGAGGAGAUCUGGCUGCGCCGCCCCCCUGGCUUCACUGGGUCAGUUCCUCCUGGCACCCAGUGGAGGCUUCAGCGGCCGGUCUACGGUCUCCGCCAGGCGCCACGUGAGUGGCACGACACACUGAGGACGACACUUGCGGCUCUUGGGUUCGCUCCCUCUACUGCUGACCCGUCGCUGUUUCUACGCACCGACACCUCGCUGCCGCCGUUCUACAUCCUCGUGUACGUCGACGACUUGGUCUUUGCCACUGCUGACACCGCGGCACUCGCUCACGUGAAGUCGGAGCUGCAGAGGAGACACACGUGCACAGACCUGGGUGAGCUGACGAGCUAUCUUGGCUUGCGGAUCACCCGGGACAGAGCACGGCGCACCAUCACCCUGACUCAGUCACACAUGGUGCAGCAGGUUCUCCAGCGCUUCCGCUUCACGUACUCCUCGCCUCAGUCCACUCCUCUGCCUACCGGUCACUCGCUCUCAGCUCUGCCUUCGGAUGAGUCCGUAGAGCCGAGUGGCCCGUAUCCAGAGCUUGUGGGCUGCCUCAUGUACCUGAUGACCUGCACUCGACCUGACCUUGCAUACCCUCUUAGCAUCCUAGCACGCUAUGUCGCUCCUGGCCGUCACCGGAAGGAGCACAUGGAUGCUGCUAAGAGGGUGUUGCGCUACUUGUGCAGUACGUCGGGCAUGGGGCUUGUGCUUGGAGGGCGAGACCGGGUUGUUCUCACAGGGCACUCAGACGCUUCUUGGGCAGACGACCAGGCUACUCAGCGGUCGUCCCAGGGUUACACCUUCAGUCUUGGCUCUGGCUCAGUUUCUUGGCGUUCUACUCGCUCUUCUUCUGUUCUCAGCUCCAGUUGUGAGGCUGAGAUCUACGCCACAGCCAUGGCUGCUCAGGAGCUACGCUGGCUGACCUACCUGCUGACCGACCUCGGAGAGCGGCCUCGUUCUCCUCCAGUGCUGUACGUCGACAACAAGGCUGCCAUUGCCUUGUGUGAGGAGCACAGACUGGAGCACAGAACGAAGCACAUCGCUCUGCGGUACUUCCUUGCUCGAGAGCUGCAGCAGCGUGGUCAGCUUUGUCUGCGUUACGUGGCCACGGAGGCCAACACUGCUGAUGUGUUCACCAAGGCGCUUCAGCCUUGUGACCAUUAG